Molecule: messenger RNA, 6915 nt
Organism: Cricetulus griseus (Chinese hamster)
Lineage: Eukaryota; Metazoa; Chordata; Mammalia; Rodentia; Cricetidae
Source: RefSeq, a predicted model, not a curated record
AUGCAGAAAAGACAAGGGUAUUGCAGCUAUUGCCGCGUGCAGUAUCCUAACCUAGAACAGCACUUGUUUAGUGCUCAGCACAGAAGCCUGACCAGACAGAGCCGGCAUCGGACAACCACCAACAACAGUCUGAUGGAGCGCUUUUUGCAGGACGUUCUACGACACCACCCAUACAAUUAUCAAGACAACAGGUAAGCAGAAGGAGGAGCAGUAGCAGGAGCAGUAGCAGAGGCAGCAGCAGUAGCAGAUAAUGAUGAUGAUGAUGAGGAUGAUGAUCCUGGGUCCCCUGAAGUGGUUAUCUUGGAUGACUCAGAUGACAAUGAGGAUGACACUGCAGAGAGUAGUGGAGAGGUCUACUCCGAGGAUUCUCAGUCUGUCGAAGAGAUAGAUUGUAGACCUGGUACUUCCCAGGAGUGUGCAGAGGUUGCAGUUCGACCAUCAGUUAUUCAAAGGCUGGAGCGGGGACAGCAGCAGUCCUUGGAGUUGGCUCAGAGAGUUGAGAGUGGUGUGCAGAGAGUUAAUUCAGUCGGUGUUGUUCAGGCUACAACUAGUGGAAAAGGGGUAGUGCGUCCCCCAGUGAUUUGUAAUGCUCCUGCCAGCUCUUUGCCUAGAGGCUCUUUCGAGAGACCAGUUGCGGCUAACAGUGUUCCUCGGUUAGUACUGGCAGUUGCUUCAGAUUCCUUUCCAGCUUGUGACACAGAGAACCUUGAACCAUACUUUGACCCCCCAGAUCAGGGCUCUAGCAAUCCACCAUCUCAGCCCAAACCUAAAGAUCCAAAAAAGAAACCAUUAAAUAUAAAUUUAGACAAAUUGCUUGCCCAGAAAAAUCUCAGAGCUAAGGGUGCAUCUUUUUCCCCUGUUGUACGAGUGCGUGAGCUAACAAGUGCUGAGCUUUGUUCUCUAAGAGUUGAGUCUUCUUCUGAGUCAGGGGCAGGCACAUCAGGAAACCCCAGUGAGAAUGACACACCACCAGAUGCAGCCCGUGAAGGUGCCAUUCCAAAGCGUCGUGAGGCACCUCGUUCAAAUGUGGUUCAUCCCCAAGAAGAAACACGCCCGGUUCUUAACAAGUCACUACUUCUAAAACAGAGGCGCUCAGUGGUCGACCGUGGCUCUCUUCAGCCAGCACCUGGUCAUUCCCAAGCUGCAGUACGUGACUUAAGUCAUUUGGAGGAGGAAGAAGAGGAAGAGGAGGGAGCUGACCAAGAAGGUGAGAGCUAUGAGUCUAGAGGUUCUGACGUGAGUUUUGAUCGUGGGUCCUCUCGUCAGUCACUCAGUGCCCAAUCUGAACUGACCGCUAGGGAAAUAAGUGUGUCAGAAGAUGAUGUUCAGCCUAGGAAUGAAACACCCACUGUUUCUGGAGCAACUUCCAAUAAUGGCAGCAGUUCUAGUCAGGUGCCCAUCAACCGUUCUCCAGUGAUCACACAGAACAUGCAGGUCUUUAGUCUGGUUGAUGAAAGCUAUGAGUCUAGUGGCUCUGAAGUGAAUUUUGAUGAUGACUCACGUCCCUCAACUAGUCGCUGUCCCCCACAGCCUGUGAGAGCAGCAAUGCUUCCUACACAGAUGGCUGUCCGCUUGGUUGACAGCUAUGGAAGCGGCAGCUCUGAACCAGCUGAGGACUCUGGGUCCUCAGCUGAUGAGAUUCCAGCAGCAGUGGGACAGCAACAGCCUCCGAAGAAUGCCAGUGCGCCCCUGGUUGAUGAGAACUACGGGUCAAGUAGUUUUAGUUCUGAUAGUGAUGUGGCUCCCCAAAUGCCUGUUCAAGAAAGAAGCCCAAGAGACAGAGCUGUCCAACAAGAAGAUGAACACCAAUCCAGUAGUGCUGAAGCAUACCCUGAAGGUGAUGGCUCUGUUGAGACAGUGGCUGAUGCCCCCCAGAGAGAAGCAGAAGAAAUAAAUGUUCCGAACCAGAAGAAUACCAGCCGUGGGGAUAUGAACUGUGAGUCUCAUGGUCCUGAAGUGGGUUUUCAUGCUGAUGCUCGAUUAGAGGCUGCUCAAUCUCCAGUAAACCCCGAGGAAGUAGAUCUUGACCUAGAGAAUCAGAGUGUUCACUCUGGCAUGUCUAACCUAAGUUUUGAUUCCCAUGCUUCUUACCAGUCAGCUAACAAUCAACCUCAAGGGGCUUGGGGUGAAUUAAAUCUUGAUGAGUUAAAUGUCGACAUGGAAGUUAAGAGCAAUGCGUGCUCCAGUUCUGAGUUGACAUUUGAUUCCGAUUCCCCUCUUCUGUCAGUUACUGGGCGGUCUCUGCUGGAUUUUGAAGGAAUAAACGAAGACUUUAACCUCGAAGAUCAAAACUGUGUGUCAAGUAGUUCUGACAUAACUUUUGAUUCUGAUAUUCCCGAUGACUCAGUAGCUGACCAACCUCAAGUAGCUGUUUAUGUGGAGGAGCCUGUUGAUCUGCAAAAUAAGAGUAGUGCAUCUUGUGUUUCUGAAAUAACAUAUGAUUCUGAUAUUCCUCUUCAUUCAGGAAAUGAUCACCCUGAAGUAGCUGUUAAAGAAGUAAUCAUUCAGGAAGAAGAAAACGCUCAUUUAGAAGGGAAGAAUGACAACCCCAGUGAUUCUGAGAUAUGUUUGGAUUCUAAUGCCCCUCUUCAUUCAGUGACUAAUUCUCAAGUAGCUGUUCAAAAGAUAAAUUCCCCACAAGAAGAACAGGAACAACAGGAAGAUGGACCUACUGUUUCUGGACUAAGUUUGAAUUGUGGCACUCGUAACUCAACGCCUGGACGUUCUGAAGAUCCCAUUGGAGUCCGUGUUUCUCAAACAAGAUUGGAUUCUCAUACCCCCUUUCAGUCAGUUAUUCGCAAGUGUGAAGUAAUUGUCAGAAAUGUGUGCCAUCAAGAAGAAAAGCAUGCUCAAUUGCCAGGUACAAGUACAGAGUCUCAUUCUGAAAUCAGUUCCGCUGCUUCUACUGCUUCUCAUCCAGCGACAGAACCCUACGUAGGUAAGAAAGCAAAGAGAAAGACAAAGCAUCUUGAGGAAGUCAAGAGUGAUGAUGAAUAUGAUGGCUUUCAACCAACUUUCAGUUCUGAUGUGUUUCCUCAGUUAAUGACUGAGAAACCUCAACCAGCUGCUUUGGAAGAGGGCCAUGCUGACCCAAAAGAUGACAGUACUGAGCUUAGAGGAACUGAAGAAAAUCUGAAUACUGCUGGUUGUCUUGAUUCAGUCAUUAUCCCACCUCAGCUAGCCGUGAAGGAAAACCACGAUGAACUGGAAGACACACACGACAAGCAAGCUGAUUCUACAGCAAAUGUUGAUUCUACCGGCCACUUUGACUCACUGCCUAAAGAGGAUGACGUGAUCACAAAAAUGAAUGAGUGGAAGAAAGAGGCAAAGGUCCUUGAAAAGAAAAUCAGUGAACUUAUCUAUUCAAAACUAAUACACGAUUCUAAUGUUUCUUUUCGUUCUACAAUGGAUCAUCUUGAACUAGCUCUUAAACAAAUAAAUCUUGAUAGUCAUGAUCAAAUGCCCUUGGAAGAUGACAGCCAGAAGACCAGUUCUGAAACAACUUUGGAUUCUGAUUUCUCGGUCCAGUCAGUAGUUGAACCACCUGAAACAACUGUUUCGGAGCCUGAACACGUUGAACUUGAAGGUAGGAAUAACGAGUCUGGUGAUUCUGAGGUAAGCUAUGAUUCUAAUGACUGUGCCCAAUCAGAGGCUGCUCAGCAUAAUGAAAGUGAUGAAAGUGGAAGUCAGAAGGAUAAAGAUGACAUGGAAGGGCAGAGGGAUGAAGCGCAAGGUUUUGGAAAUACAUGUGUUUCCAGUGUUCCUCAGUCAUUGGCUGGCCAGGCUGAAGCUGAAGUCAUUCAGGAGAUCAGCCGUGGGAAAGAUCAUAGUGAUUCGGAAGAUCAGGUUGUUGAAUCUAGUGACUCAAACAUAAACCUUCACUCUGAUGAACCGAUUCAGUCUGUGACUAAUACAACCCAAGAGGCUGUUCAAGAAAUAAAUUUACUGAGGGGACAUGUUAGUCCACAUGAUAGUGACUGUGAGCCCUCUGGCUCUACAAUAGUGUCUGUUUCGAAUGUCAUUUUUUGCUCAGUGAUUCAGAAACCACAACGUUUGCAAAAAGAGUGUACCAGUUUGAACGAAAAGAGCAGCAGUCCUUGUGGUCCUGAAGUGACUGUUGAUUCCCGUGACAGUCCUGAAACGAGUUUGGAUUCCGGUGAACCUUGUCAGUCAGUAGCAGGCCAUCUUCAAAAAACUGUCAAGGAAAUGAAUCUGAAGGAAGACCGUAUUUACCUGGAAGAUAAGAGCUACAAGCUAGUUGAUUUUGAACCAGCUUACUACCCUGAUGACCCUGUUCAGUUUGUGACAGAUCCAUCUGUGGAGGAUGGGUGCAUCAAAGAAGUUAACUUGCAAAAAGAGAAUCAGAAUGACCUAGAAAACGAGACCUUUCAGCCAUGUUGUUCUGAAGUAGCAUGCAGUUCUGGUGUCCAUCUGCAGUCAGAAGUUGACCCACCUCAAGUGGCUUACAGUGAAGCAGACCCCGAGAAGAAAGAGCUUGUCAUAGAAGAAAAGUGCAGCGAGUCUUGUGAGCCUGAAGUGCUGUAUGAUUCCGACGUCUCUUUUCAGAUAGUGGUUAACCAGCUUCAAACAUCAGAUGGAGAAACAGAUUCACCACAGGUGGUGUUUGUGAAUGUUGUGUCCAGUGACAGUGAUUGUGACCGGGAAGUAAUUUCUGACUCAAAUAUCCCUCUCCAGCUAGAACCCGAGCCACCUCAGCUGACCGUCAAAGAAACCAAUGAUAUAAACACAGAUUCUGUUGGUUCUGCAGCGAUAGCAAAGUACUACUGUAAAUCCUGUGGUUGUGAUUAUGAAGCCUCUCAGUCAGUGACAAAUCAAUCCAAGGAAAGUUUCAAAAUAAUCAACCGGAAGAACGACUAUAUUAUUCUGGGAGAUUCCGUCUGUCCGUCUUGUGGUCAUGAACUCAAUUUCAGUGUUGAUGCCUCUGAUAAGCCCACUACCAGCCAAGGGCCUGAUCCUAAUUACGUUGACCGAAGAGGUAAGCACCGUGGCUCUCAAAGUCUUAAAAGAAGUUUCAGUUCGACAUGCAGUUCUCAGCCAGUGACUCGCCAACAACAGAGAAUUGACGAAGACAUCAGUCUUUGGAACAGUCCAAGAUGUAUUAUCUUUCCCCAGAGGAGCUGGGAAUCUGGUAGGCUUACAGCAGACGGUUCUCCCUCUGCUGUGUCAGUGAUCCGCGAGACAUAUGUGUCGAAAAUCCCUUUGAAGUUAGGAGAUGGAGACCUAGAAGACGACAGGUGUGUAUAUGGUACCUACUUUGAGUGUGACCCUGACCAACCUCUGGCUAAGAGACGGUGCGAGCGUAAGAAGGUAACUUUUGACAUGAGAGUGACUAAGUAUGAAUAUAUACCAGUCCCGGAAGAAGGCGAAGAGUUUCCAGAAGGUGAUCCUAAUCAACUAGUCCGUGAAGCCUCACCUCAGGUGAGCGAAACUCCAUCUCAGGUGGGCGAAACUCCACCUCAGGUGAGCGAAGAUGAAGUGAGAACAAACACACAGGAAUUUCAAGGUCAUGUCUAUAGUUAUGAUGAUUGCUCUGAAACCAAGAAAAUUAUUUUGAAUGAAGAAGAAAAGGCCGCCUUGUUUAACUUUUAUCAGAACGCUCCAUCAGUUCACACUCUGCCACAUCUUGAAUAUACUGAAGGCAAAGUUGGAGACACCAGCGACUUCUCUGUGGCCGUAGUUACACCAUCUUGUUCUCAAGCAGAGGGGCUUCAGCAGCAACAGGAGCAUGCGGCUUCUGAGAACCAGGUAGAAGAAGUCAGAUGUGGAACUCAAGAAAGUUCUGGGAAGAAAAGAAAAAUGUCAGAACAAGAAGACGACUUACCAAAAAGAAAGCACUUCCAUCAGGACAGCCAGAAAAAAAAAAAAGAGCAAACUGAGUUACCAGUGCCACAAACUAAAGAGCCUGCCCAGCCCGACAACUUAGUCUAUAUUUUCUCUUCUCUAAGUAUGAAGGAAGAUCAGUCUUUGAACCCACCUAAAGCAAAGCCUGGCAGUGACAAGAAUUUACAGUUCAUACACAGCGCUCCUAGUGCACCACGUAAGAAAACUGUAAUUAACCCUCCACAGAACCUAACGGUACCAGAGCAUGACAGACAGGAGGUAGCUGGCAGUGAUCUUAGUAGGAAUGAUCCAAGGUCCAGUGCAGGACAGAAUGGUGCCAACAGAUCAAGCUUGAUUUCAGCAACUAAGAUGGCAAUGCCGAAGAAAAGAUGUGUGUUGAGAUACCUCGGGCUCAUUCAGUCUUCAUAUCCAGAAAAUUCAGGUGUCGGUGCUACUGCAACUCCAAAGGACAAUGUCCAGCAGACUCAUUCAAAUCAGGACAGUGCCAAAAUUCCUCCCAAACCAGUUCAAAAGGAGGUUCUUGAUAGUAAAAAUCCAAGGAAAUUCUGGAAAAAGAAGUUGGCAGCGAUACAUCAAUCAAACUUACUCAAGAAUGCUUUCAAAACAGUGGUUCUCCGGAAAAAAUCAAAACUAGCUUCAGAAAAACUGGCUAUUUGGAUUCGGCUGAAAGCAAACGACGUCGUUAGGAAGUAUGUUUCUACAUGCCCUAGUGUGCCCCGGAAGCUUCAGUCAAAGACUGUUCUUAUUCGAAGGCAACUGAGGAAGAAGAAAUUGGUCGCCAGGAAGAUAAAGGAGGUCAAGAGAGCAGCUGCAGCGGCGCGGUUGAGCCUUGCCCUUCGCCCAGCUGUUGCUGAAGAGCACUCAAGCGCUCCUGCCCCGCCUGUAGAGCUGCCUACUACUACUACUACUCACUACCGGAAAAGGCGCUACCGAAGAAAGAAGAAACUUCUUCCUGUGAGAGAAUAUGACCUGAGAAGCUCCAGUUCCUCAACAAGUACCGACAGGAUGGUGACCAGGCUUGCAAGCAAAUCCCGAAGCAAUGAGGCAAAGUAG